Molecule: messenger RNA, 1869 nt
Organism: Verticillium alfalfae VaMs.102
Lineage: Eukaryota; Fungi; Ascomycota; Sordariomycetes; Glomerellales; Plectosphaerellaceae
Exons: 1
Coding region: 1-1869 (622 amino acids)
Source: RefSeq, a predicted model, not a curated record
AUGUUCCAUCGACCCAUUCGCAUCGGCAACUGCUCUGGGGCAAUUAAUGAUGGCAUUGACCAGAUAUAUCGCCUCGCGAAGCAUGGUCAGGUCGACGCCAUCACUGCCGACUACCUUGCUGAGUUCAACAUCGCGUGGAAAGCCAUAGAGCUUCAGAAAGAUCCUGCGUCAGGCUAUGAACCGAAUUUUCUUGAGCAGAUUGCCUGGCACAACGGUGAUGCAGCGCGACUCGUCGCCAAGAAGCGUAUCAAGAUUGUGCACGAUGGUGGAGCGCUCAACCCCCGAGGUCUGGCGGAGAAGACAGACGCCUAUCUUCAGAGUAUCGGAAUCCACAACUUGAAGAUUGCGUGGGUAAGCGGCGAUGAUGUUACAGAGAAAGUUCGCAGUGGCGGCUUUGGGACAAUUCCUCACCUGGAUCAACCAGGCGUGCAGCUACGUCUUGAGAACGAGAAGUUGCUGGCUGCGAAUGUCUACACUGGAUAUGCUGGCAUCGUCAGGGCUCUGGCCGAAGGUGCGGACAUUGUCAUAUGCGGGAGAUGCACAGAUGCUUCACCGGUUAUGGGCCUCGCGGCCUGGUGGCACGGGUGGAAGGCAACAGACUAUAAUGCGUUGGCCGGCAGCCUCAUGGCUGGUCAUCUCAUUGAAUGCGGUCCAUACGUCACGGGCGGCAACUAUUGCGGUCAACGCGAACUCCUGGACAUGCAGAGAUUGGGGUGGCCGAUUGCCGAGAUCGACAGCGAAGGUGGUGUCGUUAUCACAAAGCCUGAAGGCUCAAACGGCAUUGUCACUGUCGACACAUGCAAAGCACAACUGUUGUACGAGAUCCAAGGGCCAAUAUACCUCAACCCUGAUGUCAUUGCUAACAAUCACGGUGUCAAACUCACGCAAGUCGGCACUGACCGCGUACGUCUCAGCAACAUCAAAGGCCUUCCGCCGCCGCUGACAGCCAAGCUUGCGGUGUGUCUACUUGGGGGCUUCCAAGCUGAGAUCUCUAUCUAUGCUGCAGGACUUGACACGGAUUUCAAGUUCAAUGUACUCAAAACCCAAGUCCUCAAGACCAUUGAUCGAUCCGCCUUUACGACAUUCACGAUUGAAAAGUACGGCACUGCACAGCAUGAUCCGCGCUCGCAAGCAGCUGCAACCGUGCAGUUCCGCAUCUUUGCGCAGGGCUCUCGGGCUGAGGCCUUUGACGACUUCAAGCGCGCCGUGUUCUACAACGGUCUUCAAGGUUUCUGCGGAUUCCACGCGGGUAUGGAUUGGCGGACCUUGGUACCAAGGCCGUAUGUCAAGUACUUUCCGGCGUUGGUGCAGCAGGAUAAGGUCCCAAUGGCGGUGCAUUUCAUCGACGGAAAGAAAGAUGCCGUAUUAAUACCUGCGAGAGACGCAAAGGACUGUGUUCAAGCCCCGACACAGCCGACUGAUGAGCCGAAAAGUGCCGCGUCGUCCUCAAUGAUGGCCAAGAUCUUCCCUCCCGGGAUGACGCGACGACCGCUGGGAGACCUCGUUUUGGCAAGAAGCGGUGACAAAGGAGGAAACGCGAACAUCGGUUUCUGGGUCAGAGAUGAAAGUGCAUAUGCAUGGCUUCAAGGCUACUUGACAAGCCAACGUGUCAAGGAAUUGCUAGGGGAUGACUGGGACGAUAGGUAUCAUAUCGAGAGGUGCGAGUUUGUCAACUUGCAGGCGGUGCACUUUGUCAUCAAGGGCAUUUUACAGGACGGAGUGAGCAGCAGCAAUGUGCUCGACGGAUUUGCCAAAAGUAUGGGCGAGUUUGUCAGGGCCCGAGUCAUCGAGAUGCCAACUGAGCUUGUCCAGAAUGAAGCACAGCGGAGGAAGAUGUUAGCGGCCAAUGCCGGCCGGCCAAAACUGUGA